This is a messenger RNA of Didymodactylos carnosus, 1036 nucleotides long. The record is from the annotation of a GenBank genome assembly. NCBI's taxonomy places the organism in Eukaryota, Metazoa, Rotifera, Eurotatoria, Philodinida, Philodinidae.
AUGAAAGAUAUGCAACCGGACAAACAUAAAUUGAAAUUAGCUCAUCUGUACUUCAUUCCAAAAGCACAUAAACCUAACAUAUCAGUACGACCGAUCAUUGCUUCUAUCAAUGCACCAGCACGAUGUAUCUCCAGUUUUCUCGAUAAACUGCUUAGUCCUAUUUUCGAUCAAGUGGCUCGAAAAACGACUCUUAUCAAUGGUAUUGAUCUGGUUCGAGCAUUGGAAAAAUAUCGAGACAAUUGUCGUCUGUUACCAACAACACAAUUUAUUACUUCUGAUGUGACUGAUCUCUACACGAUGAUUCCACGAGAUGGUGCUCUCGCUGCUUUGGGUCAUUUUUGUAUUCGACAUUCAGCAGAUCGGAAAAUCGGAAAUUUGUUAGUAGACACAAUUCUCCAAUUGGCUCGUACAGUCUUGGAUACUAAUUCUUUUGCUUACAAUUAUAAGUAUUAUAAGCAGACGAAAGGUGGUGCCAUGGGAUUACCUUUUACUAUGGUAUUGGCCAAUAUCUAUAUGCUUGAAUGGAAACAACCUUUGAUUCAACAUCAAGCAGAACAGAACGAACUCUAUGGCCGGUAAGUAUAAUACUGAAUACAUAUUGCCCCGAAUAAUAUUGUGCUUUUACAUAUAUUGAUGAUGUUUUCAUGACAUCCAAUUCAUCGAACGAAGACAUUAAGGCUCUCCUAGAAUCAGCCAGCAAAAAAGAUCAAAAUAUUCAAGUUACAAGCACCAUUGGUAAAUCUGUUGAAUAUCUGGAUGUAUUCGUAGAGAAUGAAGAUGGACACUUGAAAACAUCGAUUUAUCAUAAAUCAGCAGCUGAACCCUACAUUCUUCCAUAUCAAUCCGACCAUCCACGUCACAUUCAUCGUAAUAUCCCACAUAUAGCUCUACUUCGAGCGGCUCGUCUAUGUUCCAAUGCAAAAAGAUUUCGAUGCGGAACGGUUGAACAUGGAAAUGGUCUUAUUAUUGAAUGGCUAUCCACCUCAGUUUAUUUCUCAUCAUAUCAAACGCUUCUUCGCCAACAACAAUGCUGGGU